Messenger RNA from Aureobasidium melanogenum CBS 110374, 879 nucleotides. RefSeq lists its product as uncharacterized. NCBI's taxonomy places the organism in Eukaryota, Fungi, Ascomycota, Dothideomycetes, Dothideales, Saccotheciaceae. The record is from RefSeq and is a predicted model, not a curated record. The coding region runs from base 1 to 879 and encodes 292 amino acids. The transcript is spliced from 2 exons.
AUGAGUGCCGGAAAGUGUGAAGUUUGCCUCGAGGAGAAACCCAAGCUCGUCACUUGCGGUCGCUGCGGCAAUCGCAAGUACUGCGGUGUUGCUUGUCAAAGAAAGGACUGGUCCACCCACAAGCACUCAUGCCAGCCCAAGAAACAACCCUCAUGGAUCCUCAAGAUCACCAUUCCUGACUCUAGAGAUCCUCAGAUCUGGCGCACCCUGGUCUGCCCUGAUGGCGCAACCUUCCAGGAGUUGCAUUACGCCAUCCAGGUCGCUUUCGGCUGGGCAGCAGCACACAGCUAUGACUUUGUUGCCCGUGAUCCCACUGCCGAAGAGCGCUCUGUCGAGGACAUCAAGGCUCUGAUACAGCGUCGCAUGGCUCAAGACAAUGGCGAACAGAGGGACUUUGGACCUCGCCAGAACUUUAUACGCAUCGUCAAUCCAAACGACAACAAAAUGAUUGAUUCGCUGCACUCAUGCGACCGCAAGCAUUCUCAAACUCCUGAGAAGAAGGCGGACAAAGUCUACGUCGGCGAGCAAUUCAGCAAAAAGGAGUGGAAGAACGCAGAGUGGGAAUACAUGUACGAUUUCGGCGAUAACUGGGGUCACGAGAUUGAAAUCAUUGGACGUGGUAACGUUGAUGACACUUUCAAGUGCACUGAUGGAAAUGGUCAUGGUAUUGCUGAGGACGCUGGAAGCAUGCCUGGCUGGGAGGAGUUGAAGAAUGCUUAUAGAGCUGCAAACCCGACUAAGGAGCAGAAAGAGAAAAUGAAUUGGUUCGAGCAGAAGGCAAGUAAUUUUGAUCCUGAGGGACUAAAAGGAAGAGAAAGUUAUGUCGACCUGAGCGUCAUCAAUGCUCUGCUUCGCAGCAGUAUGGACUGCAUGGACUAG